This is a messenger RNA of Botrytis byssoidea, 753 nucleotides long. RefSeq lists its product as uncharacterized. The coding region runs from base 1 to 753 and encodes 250 amino acids. NCBI's taxonomy places the organism in Eukaryota, Fungi, Ascomycota, Leotiomycetes, Helotiales, Sclerotiniaceae. The record is from RefSeq and is a predicted model, not a curated record. The transcript is spliced from 4 exons.
AUGAUUGUCUCAAUCCUGAAAAGAUUGCUUGCUAGUUGUCUUAUAACGCUACCCCUUAUUGUUCAGUCGUUGCCUAUUUAUCCCGAAACCUCUUCGAUUCCUACCAAUGGUACCUUUCUCAAACCGCGAUUACAUCGACAAUUCAGAAUCAAGGACUGUAAUCUGGAGCACACUGAUACGAUCAAUACUGCAAUAAAAGAAAUUUCGCAAGUCCUUGCGAGAACUAUAGUAAGACUCGAGAACCUCAUCGCUCAACUUGAAACCUCAGCAUUCGACAUUUUUGAAGAUCUUGAUGAUACUGAUUACUCUACUCUUGAUAUCUUUGGUGUUCUUUAUGGCAGAUUGCUCUUAACUGACAGUAAUAUCGACUUAAAAAAUCGUAAGGAUAAGCCAGCCGCUGUUGAUAUCCUAAAUGACUAUCUAGCUGAUUAUCAUUACGAUAAAUCUGGUAAUAACUUUGGAUGGAUACAAAUCAAAAAAGUUUAUCAGAAAAAUCCCACUCUUGAAGGGUUCACCUUCAGCAUUUCUUCCAACUUAAUAAUCGAGAACCAACAUAGCCUUGCCAUCGUCAUCGCUAUAUGCCCUCUGGCAACUAGUCGUACCCGAUUUAAGGCUACACUUACCUCUAUUAGAGACAAAACUCUUAUCAAGUCAGAUUCUCUCGAAGAGCUUGCCUUACAAACUACCACAUUUUUACUUCUUCACGAGUUUUCCUUUGCUUUCUUUGCUACCGCCAUGUUUCUUGACAUCUAG